AUGUCACUUCCCGGAGACUUGCAACAAGCCUCAGUGAUCGCUUCUUGUGCAAAUCCGUCGCCCGGCAAUGUUGUUAGCCAAUACGGCAAACGAAUUAUCAGAAUCUCUGAUCAUCAAAUCGUUAAAUGCGGCCCAGAUAUGACAAGAGAAGAAUAUGAAAAUCAAAGGAUAGCGUAUGGACUGGUGGAUAGCCGCAUAGCUCGUAUUCCACGCGUGUAUGAGUUCUUUCUUGACGAGCGAGGCUGGGGCUAUAUUGUGAUGGAGUUUAUAGAAGGAAAGAUCAUCGAUCCUUUGAAUGACGUUGGCGCUAUACAGAGGAUUGCUAGCGUGCUUGAUCAUUUCACAGCGCUACGAUACAAGAUUCCUGGGUCAUUUUAUGGAGGCGCUUGUCGUGGCCUUCUAUUCCCUGAAACCGAAGACUUGGUUUUCGACACUCUUGACCAGAUGGAGAAGUGGUUUAAUAGCCGGCUGUUCGCGCACAACCCGACCUUGACUUUACAGGGCUGUGAGCUCGUGCUCUGUCAUCUAGAUAUUGCACCUCGGAACAUGCUAUGGCAGGAAGAUGGAUCUCUCUGCCUUCUUGAUUGGGCAUCUGCGGGUUUCUAUCCAAGGUUAUUUGAGUUCUGCAUGCAAUGGAUAUUUGAUGGAAAGGAUGGAAGCUUCAAUUCCCUUCUCUUGGAGUCGAUGAAUCCUCUAUCUGAUCAUGAAAUGGCGCAGAAAGAUGCCAUCCUAUGUGCGUGGAGGAACAUCCAAAAAUAUCCAUUGUACGUCUAG
Messenger RNA from Penicillium robsamsonii, 774 nucleotides. Its product is annotated as aminoglycoside phosphotransferase family protein. The coding region runs from base 1 to 774 and encodes 257 amino acids. The record is from RefSeq and is a predicted model, not a curated record. The transcript has a single exon. Lineage: Eukaryota; Fungi; Ascomycota; Eurotiomycetes; Eurotiales; Aspergillaceae.